Candoia aspera is the source of this 1182-nucleotide messenger RNA. It is a transcript of the gene RHOB, whose product is annotated as ras homolog family member B. The transcript has a single exon. Gene Ontology annotation, cellular component: cytosol. Gene Ontology annotation, molecular function: GTP binding; GTPase activity; protein kinase binding. Lineage: Eukaryota; Metazoa; Chordata; Lepidosauria; Squamata; Candoiidae. Gene Ontology annotation, biological process: small GTPase-mediated signal transduction. Bases 493 to 1083 code for a protein of 196 amino acids. The record is from RefSeq and is a predicted model, not a curated record.
UGGUGCUAUGGCAUAAAGUAGGGAGGACCUGGGUGACUGGAGGAAUCGUUCGCUUAAAGGCGCGCUCGAUUUGCGGCGCUCUUUGAGAAGAGGAAGAGGUGGAGAGCUGGGCAAAACUUGCAGAAAAACUGUAGCCAGUUUCUUGCCCUUGGGCUUUUUGUUCCUUCCAUCUCGCUUCUGCGUCCCCUCGACGGGAAUCUGGGGCAGAGGAGAGGAAGGAGCGGAGAUCCUUUCUCCAUGCAAACAGGCAGAGGGCAAAGAACAGAACUGAGGCCGGGGCGAAGUGGGCGGUUCCCGCCUUCCUAAGCCGUACGGGAAAGCCGUCGCUGCCCCCGGCGCCCGGAGAAGAGAGCGCUGCCCGCUCCUCGCGCCACGCUGCCCUGUAGGAAGCGCGCGGAGGCAGGAGCAGCAGCAGCGGCCGCUCGCGGGGAAGAGAGCGCCUCGGCCUCCCUGCUGGAGCAGCAGAACAGGGCGGGGUUGGCGACCCUGGCCAUGGCGGCAAUCCGCAAGAAGCUGGUGGUGGUUGGAGACGGGGCGUGCGGGAAGACGUGCCUGCUGAUCGUCUUCAGCAAGGACGAGUUCCCGGAAGUCUACGUGCCCACCGUGUUCGAGAAUUACGUGGCUGACAUCGAGGUGGACAGCAAGCAGGUGGAGCUGGCGCUUUGGGACACGGCCGGCCAAGAAGACUACGACCGCUUGCGCCCCCUCUCCUACCCAGACACCGACGUGAUCCUCAUGUGCUUCUCCGUGGACAGCCCCGACUCCCUGGAGAACAUCCCGGAGAAAUGGGUGCCCGAGGUGAAGCAUUUCUGCCCCAACGUGCCCAUCAUCCUGGUGGCCAACAAGAAGGAUUUGCGCAACGACGAGCACGUCCGCAACGAGCUGGCGCGCAUGAAGCAGGAGCCCGUCCGCACCGAGGACGGCCGAGCCAUGGCCAUUCGCAUCCAAGCCUACGACUACCUCGAGUGCUCGGCCAAGACGAAGGAAGGCGUGCGGGAGGUCUUUGAGACGGCCACGCGAGCGGCUUUGCAGAAGCGCUACGGCACCCAAAACGGUUGCAUCAACUGCUGCAAGGUGCUAUAAUGCUACGGACGGCGGGGGAGGGGGCGGGAGGCAGGUGUGAGGGGACUGGGCUGGCUCCUGAAGCCCGACGGAGGAGCGCCGCCCGCAGAACACACCGGG